AAAAUAUUCGGAACUUUAGCUACAGACUCGUUGUCAACCGGGAGGUAAUGAACGUGACACCAGUACGCUUUCCCGAAACAAGCGAACUCAUUCAAGGGUUAGUGGUUGAAGGCUUAGUGCUCAAAGAUGUUUUUGACCAGAUCGGAAUAUGACAGAGGCGUAAACACAUUCUCUCCAGAGGGACGGUUGUUCCAGGUUGAAUAUGCCAUAGAGGCAAUAAAAUUGGGCUCCACAGCCAUCGGUAUCCAGACGUCAGAGGGAGUCUGUCUGGCUGUGGAAAAGAGGAUCACUUCUCCACUGAUGGAGCCCAAUAGCAUUGAGAAGAUCGUGGAGAUUGACAGUCACAUUGGUUGUGCCAUGAGUGGCUUAAUAGCUGAUGCGAAGACUCUGAUUGACAAAGCAAGAGUGGAAACACAAAACCACUGGUUCACUUACAACGAGACGAUGACUGUGGAAAGUGUGACUCAGGCCGUGUCUAACCUGGCGCUGCAGUUUGGAGAGGAGGAUGCAGACCCUGGUGCCAUGAGUCGACCUUUUGGUGUAGCUCUGCUCUUUGGGGGAGUUGAUGAAAAGGGCCCUCAGCUCUACCACAUGGACCCAUCAGGAACCUUUGUUCAGUGUGAUGCUCGGGCCAUCGGAUCUGCGUCAGAGGGAGCUCAAAGCUCUCUGCAAGAGGUCUACCACAAGUCUAUGACGUUAAAAGAUGCCAUCAAGUCAUCUCUCACCAUUUUGAAGCAGGUGAUGGAGGAGAAGCUCAAUGCCACCAACAUUGAGCUUGCAACAGUCGAACCUGGUAAGACGUUCCACAUGUACUCCAAAGAGGAGCUGGAGGAUGUGAUCAAGGAUAUCUAGAGAAGAAACUCUAGCUCUGGGCUGGAGAUGCAAGGAUAUGAAGGGGUGCCUGGGCCUACCAUCACAAAUCACCUACAGCAGUCUUUUUUGGAGGUUUCUAUUUGUAAUGUGAUUUACCUCUGACUUAACAGUGUCUGGGCACCUUGUUCAUGGGAGUGUGAUCAGCAUUUAAAGCUGAAUGGUGGGAAAAUUUCGGGGGGGGGGGGGUAUUUUUUUGUUACGGAUCAAUACUAUAAUAAACAGUUGUACUCAAAAAAU
This is a messenger RNA of Nothobranchius furzeri (turquoise killifish), 1110 nucleotides long. RefSeq names its product proteasome 20S subunit alpha 5 (gene psma5). The record is from RefSeq and is a predicted model, not a curated record. Gene Ontology annotation, biological process: proteasome-mediated ubiquitin-dependent protein catabolic process. Gene Ontology annotation, cellular component: proteasome core complex; nucleus; proteasome core complex, alpha-subunit complex. Lineage: Eukaryota; Metazoa; Chordata; Actinopteri; Cyprinodontiformes; Nothobranchiidae.